This is a messenger RNA of Zingiber officinale, 805 nucleotides long. RefSeq names its product heme oxygenase 1, chloroplastic-like. Bases 113 to 790 code for a protein of 225 amino acids. Gene Ontology annotation, biological process: heme oxidation; phytochromobilin biosynthetic process. Lineage: Eukaryota; Viridiplantae; Streptophyta; Magnoliopsida; Zingiberales; Zingiberaceae. The transcript is spliced from 2 exons. The record is from RefSeq and is a predicted model, not a curated record. Gene Ontology annotation, molecular function: heme oxygenase (decyclizing) activity.
UAUAAUAAAAGGGAAGGAAAGCAAGGCCGCUCCAUCGUCUUCUUCCUUGCAUCACAAGCCCUAGACCAACGCAAAGGCUAGCUUCGCUUUCACCGUAACCACAAGCAUAAGUAUGGCCUCCUCCACGCUUCCUAUCUCCCAAUCCCAAGCUUUCUGUGCUCGAGCACGCCUCAUCCCUGCCUCCCUUUCUGGUCCGGUUCGUUUCGCCCUCCCUCACCGUCACCGGAGAGACGCCUCCUACCGGAAGCCCCUGCGCACCAUGGUCGUCACGGCGACCACCGCAGAGAUGCCGAAGAAGCGGCAGGCCUCCCGGGACCGCUCGUUCGUUGACGAGAUGAGGACCGUUGCUAUGAAGCUGCACACCAAGGAUCAGGCGAAGGAAGGUGAGAAGGAGUCUAAAUCGCCGCCCGUCGCUAAGUGGGAACCGUCCAUCGAGGGCUACCUCCAUUUUCUAGUCGACAGCAAGAUCGUUUAUGAUACCCUCGAAAUGAUCAUCCAGAAGGCCGCCUAUCCCUGGUAUGCUGAGUUCAGGAGUACUGGCUUGGAAAGGUCUGAAAAAUUAGCUAAAGAUCUAAAAUGGUUCAAGGACCAAGGGCAUACCAUUCCCGAGCCUUCUUCUCCUGGUGUUUCUUAUUCCCAGUAUCUCGAGGAGCUAUCUCAAAAGGAUCCUCAAGCUUUCAUCUGCCACUUUUACAAUAUAUACUUUGCUCAUAGUGCUGGUGGGCGAAUGAUUGGCAAAAAGGUACUUAAUUUUUCUCUAAAUGUCAUUUUCCAGAUUGUGACCUCCUGAAAAAUUGCAUCUCUU